Tarenaya hassleriana is the source of this 2084-nucleotide messenger RNA. RefSeq names its product serine/threonine protein phosphatase 2A 55 kDa regulatory subunit B beta isoform. Bases 317 to 1852 code for a protein of 511 amino acids. Gene Ontology annotation, biological process: peptidyl-serine dephosphorylation. The transcript is spliced from 15 exons. Gene Ontology annotation, cellular component: cytosol; protein phosphatase type 2A complex. The record is from RefSeq and is a predicted model, not a curated record. NCBI's taxonomy places the organism in Eukaryota, Viridiplantae, Streptophyta, Magnoliopsida, Brassicales, Cleomaceae. Gene Ontology annotation, molecular function: protein phosphatase regulator activity; protein binding.
AAAAAAUAGAGCAUAAAGAGGUUCCUCUCCCCGGUUCUUAAUUUUCUAGAGAGAGAAUUUGAGAAUUCCAUUUUUUUAGAGAGAGAAAGAAAAGGGGGCAAAAAAUUUGUCAUCAUUCAUCAUUCAUUGAUCAAGGCUUCUUCAAUCGGCGAAAACCAUGAUCACGGUGGAAUGAUGGAAUGUGAAUUGAAGAGGAUUGUUAUGGCGAUGAUGCGAUCUCCGAUUCUGUGAUUGAGAUUUGGAAGCUCGGAUUUCUCUUCUCGAAGCUCGGAUUCCAUUUUUUAGUUAUUUUUUCUGGGAUUAAUCUUCGGACAAAAUGAACGGCGGUGAUGCCGCCACCUCCCAAGGAAGCGGGCCGCCUCCGCCAUUGGAGUGGAGAUUCUCUCAGGUCUUCGGCGAGCGAACCGCCGGAGAAGAAGUUCAGGAAGUUGAUAUAAUUUCAGCCAUUGAAUUCAAUAAAAGUGGAGAUCACCUUGCAACUGGUGAUCGUGGGGGCCGAGUGGUUCUUUUUGAGAGGACAGAUGCGAAAGAUCAUGGCGGAUCCAGAAGGGAUCUUGAGAGAGCUGAUUAUGCUGUUAAACAUCCUGAGUUUCGAUAUAAAACAGAGUUCCAGAGUCACGAACCCGAGUUUGACUAUCUCAAGAGUUUGGAGAUAGAAGAGAAAAUCAACAAAAUCAGAUGGUGUCAGCCAGCAAAUGGCGCAUUGUUUCUUCUUUCGACAAAUGAUAAGACGAUAAAAUUCUGGAAGGUCCAAGAGAAGAAGAUCAAGAAAGUUUGUGAUAUGAAUGUCGAUCCAUCUAAGGCUGUAGGAAAUGGCUGUCUAACAAGUUCAAGUAGCCCAUCCCAGUCCGUUGCUAAUGGACUCUAUGCGGAUGGAACACAUAAUUACCUGAGCAAUGACUUUUCUUUCCCUCCAGGAGGAUUUCCGUCUCUGCAUUUGCCUGUGGUAGUAACUAGCCAGGAAGCCAGCAUUGUGGCUAGAUGCCGAAGAGUUUAUACUCAUGCUCAUGAUUAUCAUAUCAAUUCGAUCUCAAACAGCAGUGAUGGAGAAACAUUUAUUUCAGCGGAUGAUCUGCGAGUAAAUCUCUGGAAUUUGGGAAUCAGCAACCAGAGCUUCAAUAUUGUUGAUGUUAAACCUGCAAACAUGGAGGACCUGACUGAGGUUAUCACGUCAGCCGAGUUCCAUCCUAUCCAUUGUAAUGUGCUUGCUUAUAGCAGUUCUAAAGGAUCCAUUCGUCUUAUUGAUCUGCGGCAAUCAGCUUUGUGUGAUACUCAUUCCAAAUUAUUUGAAGAGCCAGAAGCACCUGGUUCAAGAUCAUUUUUCACAGAGAUAAUUGCCUCCAUCUCAGAUAUUAAAUUCUCAAAGGAUGGACGAUACAUACUAAGUCGUGAUUACAUGACGCUCAAGCUGUGGGACAUAAAUAUGGACUCGGGUCCUGUUGCAACCUACCAGGUUCAUGAACACUUGAGACCAAAGCUCUGUGAUUUAUAUGAAAAUGACUCAAUCUUUGAUAAAUUUGAGUGUUGCCUAAGUGGUGAUGGAUCGCGGGUAGCAACGGGUUCUUACAGCAAUUUAUUCCGUGUAUUUGGAGUUGCUCCUGGAAUUACUGAAGCCACAACGUUGGAAGCCAGCAAAAACCCGAUGAGGAGGCAGGUUCAAACACCUUCAAGACCUUCAAGAUCCCUCAGCAGUAUAACACGCGUAGUGAGACGGGGAUCAGAGAGCCCUGGGUCGGAUGGAAACGGGAAUUCGUUCGAUUUCACGACGAAGCUGCUGCAUUUGGCCUGGCACCCGACAGAGAAUUCCGUCGCCUGUGCUGCUGCAAACAGCUUGUACAUGUACUACGCAUGAGGUGAAGAACCCCAAAGUGAAGCUACACAUUUCGUGCAUCAACCAAACUACGUACGGACGGGGCGGGAUGUACGGUGCACUCUUUCUAAGUCCUGUAACCAGAAGAUGUUGUAAGAGAAGAGGUUGUCCCGGUGACCAGAGAAGAAAGCCAUGACUGUCCAAACCGUGAUCCAACGAGGACAGUGGUUCACCUUUCCCCCGAUGAGGCAAGAUUCGUCCGCUCCCCCCCCCC